Messenger RNA from Triplophysa dalaica, 2237 nucleotides. RefSeq names its product interferon gamma receptor 2 (gene ifngr2). Lineage: Eukaryota; Metazoa; Chordata; Actinopteri; Cypriniformes; Nemacheilidae. The transcript has 8 exons. Bases 238 to 1161 code for a protein of 307 amino acids. Gene Ontology annotation, molecular function: protein binding. The record is from RefSeq and is a predicted model, not a curated record.
GCGACACCCACGUGAGUUUCGCUUUCGCUCCAUGGUCGGAACCGAAGUGAAAAGACCACACGGUGUAAAUAUGUCAGGUCUCCUGUAAACACUUAAAUGACUGUCGUAUAAAUGAUCGGUCUUGUAAUGGGGUUUAACGGGAAAUGCAGCUAAGCUUCCCAGCAAAGGGACGAAACUCGCGUAUUUCCCCAAAUAGAGUGUCGCAGAUUUCAUGGUGAAAAAUAUGGAUUUAAAAUCAUGGAAUUGAUCUGCUACAUACACGUAGUGGCGCAUUUUAUACUGAUGAUCCUCAAUUUCGCCGGUGCGUUUGACGUACGGCCGCCUCGGGAUGUAAAGUUAGUGCAAUUUGAACUACAGUGGCAAUCUCCCGGUGGUGACGACGACGAUGUUCUGUACAAAGUGCAGUAUAAUAAUGGCUCAGAACCAGUGGAUGUCUGGCACAACGUAACGAGCCAGAAUGGAACAAAAUUAGCAAUAACUGAAGAAUUUUAUGGAGCGAAAUUCAGAGUGCGUGCAGAGAAAGACGGCCGUGCGUCCGAAUGGAAAAUUUCAAAGCAUGUCCAGUGUGUACAUCUUAUCUGCAUUCCUUUGAUGACCGUGAAUGUGAAACCAGGAAAGACGUACCUGUCUAUGUCACGUAUGGACCAGAGCCUUGAAAUGGAGUAUGGAGUUAAUAUCGCUUUUAAUAUAUCAUCGCGGAAAGUAGUUACUGGAGGUUACUCGGAGGUACAGUUUCAUGUAACACAAAAUAAGAAUGAAGUCAUUCUUGAUCUUGAAUCAGGGCAGACGUACUGUUUCCACGUUCAGAAUUCACUUUUCAAUAAACCGGUUGGAAAUUCCAGCGAACAACAGUGUUUUAUCAUACCAGAAACACCUGAGGAAGCGAAGAGGCGCACUAUUCUCACCACUAUAGUUACUACACUUUUUAUUUUAACCGUGUGUGGUGGUUGCAUUUUUUUAAUUUUCAAGAACCACAAAAAGUUUAAACAGCUCUUAAGAAACCCAUUGGAUGUUUCCAGGAACAUUCAAGAGUUUUUGUCUCAGGAUUUUACUCAGCAACCAUCUCCAAGUCCCAGCGUUCAAAGUUUAUGGUCUUGUGAUCUUAUCACAAUUAUAGACGAUGUCAGUAUGGGGGAGAAUGUCCAAGAGAGAAUAUCUUGAUUCUGGUAAUAGAGAUUAUGAUUGUUUGAUAUUGUGUUUUUAACACUCUUUUGGAUGUUUUCCAUUAAUCGAGGAACAUCCUUUAUCAUGUCACGUACCAGCUCACAAAUUCAGAUAUUUGCUUCAAAGGCUAUUACUUUAUACUGGUUUUGAAUGCAAAAAGAUUUCUCCUUUUACUUGAGCAUUAAGUCUUUAGAUAGAACACCACUAUCCUUUGUAUUUUUAAUUUCUGAUUAAUUUUCUUUUUUUGGUUGGUCAUAAUUUCAAAAUAUUGUGUUUGAGGAUUUACCUAAUACCAGCCCGCUUAGUAACACAGGCCUACUGAUGGAUUUUACAUGAUGGAGGGAAGAAUGUCCUGACGAGGUUGGGUUGCUUAUAAAAAGGCCAGGUUAAAUGGAGAUAACAAUGUAACGAUAAUGUAUUAACAUUAUGUUCGUUCAGAAUUUAUUUAUGUUCUAGUAAUGUUUUAUACGACAGUGGGAUGUGGCAUUUUGACACGCACUAUCAAGCAGUGAUUGUGAGUACAAAUGUGGUUAGGAUGUAUGUACAUGUAUAAUAUGAUGCAGUUGAAAUGUAUCCUGUUUGAAUGAAUUUCAUAUGAUGUAAUCAGUGAUGCAUUAUUGCUGUACUGUGUUGAUGCAAAUCUUUUAUAAUCGAAAGAGAAAACAAACGACUAUGAUUAAGUUUUACAUUUAGUCAUUUGGCAGACGCUUUUAUCCAAAGCGACUUACUGUGCACUUAUUACAGGGACAAUCCCCCUGGUGCAACAUGGAGUAAAGUGUCUUGCUCAAGGACACACUGGUGGUGGCUGCUGGGAUCAAACCAGCAACCUUUGAUUUACCAGUUCAGUGGUUUAACCCACUAGACCACCAUUGUGAUUACUGACAAACAUUGAUUUGUCUGAUGAUUUUUAAAUAUUUGUGCGCAACUGUGAAUAGGUCCUUAUUGUAAACAACGGAGUUGGUUCUUCAAUCAAUAUUUUUGCACUGUUUUGAUAAUUAAUACUGAUUUACUGAAUUUUAAAAACCUCUUUCACAAAUGUGAUGUAGGUCGGAGUACAUAAAAAGGUAACAAAG